AUGUUGUCUGCAAGAGCUGUAGCAAGAAGAAAUUUUGCUAGUUUCUCAAAGAUCCCUAACGUUUCAAAGGAUCUUCAAUCAAGAGUUCCUCCAUAUGCUAAACUAUUGACCAAUUUGGAAAAAGUUCACAAAAUUACAAACAAUGAACCAUUGACUCUGGCUGAAAAGAUUCUUUAUUCACAUUUGACUAACCCUGAAGAAUCUCUAGGUGGCUCCACCGGUGUCUCUGCCUUUAGAGAUAUUCGUGGUAAAGAAUAUUUGAAAUUAUCUCCGGAUAGAGUAGCUAUGCAAGAUGCUUCUGCUCAAAUGGCUAUGUUACAAUUCAUGACUACAGGUUUGCCUAAUACAAGUGUCCCAACUUCUAUUCAUUGUGAUCAUUUGGUCGUGGGGAAAAAUGGGGAAGAAUAUGACUUACCUAUAUCUAAAGAAGCAAACAAAGAAGUCUUCGACUUCUUAGAAUCUUGUUCUAAGAAAUACGGAAUCACCUUUUGGGGUCCAGGUUCAGGUAUCAUUCACCAAAUUGUCUUGGAAAACUAUAGUGCUCCAGGUCUAAUGAUGUUAGGUACCGAUUCUCACACUCCAAAUGCAGGUGGUCUAGGUGCAAUUGCCAUUGGUGUUGGUGGUGCAGAUGCUGUCGAUGCAAUGACAGCUACGCCUUGGGAAUUGAAGGCUCCAAAGGUUAUGGGUGUCAAACUAACAGGGAAAUUAAGUGGCUGGUCUGCUCCAAAGGAUAUUAUCACUACAAUUGCUGGUAAAUUAACUGUGCGUGGUGGUACUGGUUAUAUCUUGGAAUAUUUCGGUGAAGGUGUCGACUCUUUAUCUUGUACAGGUAUGGCUACCAUUUGUAAUAUGGGUGCUGAAGUAGGUGCCACCACAUCUUUAUUCCCAUAUAAUGAUGCUCAUAGGCGUUAUUUGGCUGCCACUGGUAGAAAACAAGUUGCCGAUGCUGCUGAUGUCGCUUUAAAUGAAUAUAACUUCCUAAAGAGUGAUCAAAACGCUCAAUAUGAUGAUAUUCUAGAGAUUAAUUUGUCAGAGUUAGAACCAACAAUUAAUGGUCCAUUCACUCCAGAUUUGUCUACAAAGGUCUCUGAGUACGCUGAAACUUCCUUAAAGGAAAAUUGGCCUCAAAACAUUUCUGUCGGUUUAAUCGGUUCAUGUACUAAUUCUUCAUAUCAAGAUAUGAGUCGUGUUAUCGAUCUAGUCAAUCAAGCCGCUAAAGCUGGUUUGAAACCAAAGAUCCCUUUCUUUGUCACUCCAGGUUCGGAACAGAUUAGAGCUACUUUGGAAAGAGAUGGUAUCAUGAAAACUUUCACUGAUAAUGGUGCUAUUGUCCUCGGUAACGCCUGUGGACCAUGUAUCGGGCAAUGGGAUAGAGGUGAUGUUCCAAAGGAUACUAAACAAACAAACUCCAUCUUCACCUCUUUCAACAGAAAUUUCAGAGCUAGAAAUGAUGGUAACAGAAACACAAUGAAUUUCUUAACCUCACCAGAAAUUGUCACCGCUAUGAUCUAUUCAGGUGAUGCUCAAUUUAAUCCAUUGAAGAACUCAAUUACUACCCCAGAUGGUAAAAAAUUCACUUUCAAAGCUCCAAAGGGUGACGAAUUACCACAAAGGGGAUUUGAACAUGGUAGAGAUAUAUUCUACCCAGAAAAUGAUCCAAAGCCAAAUGCUGAAAUCCCAGUUAAGGUUAGCCCAGAUUCUGACCGUUUACAACUAUUGGAACCAUUCAAACCAUGGGAUGGUAAGGAGUUAAAGACGACUGUUUUAUUGAAGGUUAAGGGUAAGUGUACCACUGAUCAUAUAUCUGCUGCUGGUGUUUGGUUGAAGUACAAAGGUCAUCUAGAAAAUAUUUCCUACAACACUCUAAUCGGUGCUCAAAAUUAUGAAACGGAUGAAGUCAACAAAGUUUACGAUUUAGAUGGCAAGGGAUACGAUAUCCCAGGUUUGAUGAUGAAGUGGAAGGAUGAACAAAGACCAUGGGUAGUAUUGGCCGAGCAUAACUACGGUGAAGGUUCAGCAAGAGAACAUGCUGCCUUGUCUCCAAGAUACCUAGGAGGUGAAAUCAUAUUGGUUAAGUCCUUUGCAAGAAUCCAUGAAACUAACUUGAAGAAGCAAGGUAUGCUACCUUUAACUUUUGCUGAUGAAGCCGACUUCGAUAAAAUUUGUUCUGGUGACGUCUUAGAGACUGUUAACUUAGCUGAUAUGGUUGCUAAGAACGGUGAUAACGGCGGUGAAUUGGAUGUCAAGGUCACUAAGCGUAACGGUGAAACUUUCAUUAUCAAGGCUAAACACACAAUGUCUAAGGAUCAAAUCAACUUCUUCAAGGCAGGUUCCGCUAUCAACUUCAUUGGUGAACAACGUAGAAACGUAUAA
This is a messenger RNA of Maudiozyma barnettii, 2373 nucleotides long. RefSeq names its product aconitate hydratase ACO2 (gene ACO2). Gene Ontology annotation, molecular function: aconitate hydratase activity; 4 iron, 4 sulfur cluster binding. Gene Ontology annotation, biological process: tricarboxylic acid cycle. The coding region runs from base 1 to 2373 and encodes 790 amino acids. NCBI's taxonomy places the organism in Eukaryota, Fungi, Ascomycota, Saccharomycetes, Saccharomycetales, Saccharomycetaceae. Gene Ontology annotation, cellular component: mitochondrion; cytosol. The transcript has a single exon. The record is from RefSeq and is a predicted model, not a curated record.